UACAAUGGCUCCCUCCCCAACGGAGACCGGGGCAGAAGGAAAAGCCGCUUUGCCCUAUACAAGAGAACCAAAGCCAACGGCGUUAAACCCAGCACCGUCCAUAUUCUCAACACGCCACAGGCCAGCAAGGUAAACCAGGAACCUAGCCUACCCACAUAUUCAUGAACAAACUAAGUAAUUGGUGGAUGAAGACUGAGUUCUCAUGAAUAUGUUAUUACCCCUCUUAGCAAAUUGAUUGUCAUUCGUGCAAACAGAAUGAGCACCAACACUGAAUUUGACUCUUUGACUUUUUAACACACAUGUUUUUCAUGUAUCUAACUUGAAAUCCCAGUCAAGAAAAUAUUGUUGCUCUAUUGAUGGAUCUGACAUUUACUACACAAAAUCUGCAGGCUGCAGCCAGACCUCCUAGCUUUGCUAUGUGCGGUGUCUGCCAGAAAACUGCCCAGUCCAGUACAACAUGUCUGUCCUCUUGCAUUCCUACAUUUGGUAUCCUAGCAAAGUCAGCUAAACAAGCUUGACGGCCUGCUGCUGACGUCUGCAGUUUUUAGAAGCACACGUUUUCAAAGCACUUCUCCUUUUUGUAUUUGGGCCUUCUGGCUUAAGGCCCUUUAGUCUGUGUUAGUCUCCCACCCUGUAGUCUGACAGUCUGCUAGCUCUUCUCACUGGGAGAAGAGGGUUAGGAGAUAGCUGAUAAAGGCUGUGUCAUCUCUGACUGCCUGUUCAGUGAACUGUACUGCGCUCUGCUCUGUCUGCUGUUUCACGACACACCACAUUAGUAUGAAUUAGGUUUAUGUAAGAGGUCAUGUACAGCCUGUUAUAUAGUGAUGGAGCUUUAUUAACCCCCAACACCUUCACCUCCCCUUCCCUCUGCCACCCUGGUAUCAGGGCCUGGAUUAAACUUGGUUUAGUGCGGUGAAGUGAGGAGGAAGUUGUUGCAGUUGGCUGACUUUCCGCUCACAGCUGUACACACAUAGAUGAAAAUAGCUGUUCCUUCUGAGGCAGGCAAGAAAGGGAACCUCAUUUUGAGAUUCUGCCUUUUGUAGCCUACCAAUGUUGUCAGUGAUUUAAUUCACCAUAGUCCUACAUGCGGUAAAGAGAUCAAUGAAACGCAGACUGUGGGUGGAAGAAAAAGGGCGCUGUCAUUGGCGCACAGAAAGAAAAUCUGAUAUUCGUCAUCCGUCAUGAGUUUUGAGUUCAAACAGGCCCUCUGUGGUUAUUAAAAUCCGAUUUGGAUAUAAACUAUGUAUACAAAAGUAUGUGGACACCCUUCAAAUGAGUGGAAUCGGCUCUUUCAGCUACACCCGUUGCUGACAGGUGUAUAAAAUCGAGCACACAGCCAUGCAAUCUCCAUAGUCAAACAUUGGCAGUAGAAUGGCCUUACUGAAGAGCUCAGUGACUUUCAACCGUCAUAGGAUGCCACCUUUCCAACAAGUCAGUUCGUCAAAUUUCUGCCCUGCUAGAGCUGCCCCGGUCAACUGUAAGUGCUGUUAUUGUGAAGUGGAAAUGACUCGGAACAACAACGGCUCACACGCGAAAUGGUAGGCCACACAAGCUCACAGAACAGGACCGCCGAGUGCACAAGAACUGUUCAUCGGCACGGGAGCUUCAAUAAAUUGGUUUCCAUGGCCGAGCAGCCGCACACAAGCCUAAGAUUACCAUGCGCAAUGCUAAGCGUCUGCUGGAGUGGUGUAAAGCUCGACGCCAUUGGACUCUGGGGCAGUGGAAACGCGUUCUCUGGAGUAAUGAAUCACGGUGGAGGAGGAAUAAUGGGCUGGGGCUGUUUUUCAUGGUUUGGGCUAGGCCCCUUAGUUUCAGUGAAGGGAAAUCUUAACGCUACAGCAUACAAUGACAGUCUAGACGAUUCUGUGCGUCCAACUUUGUGGCAACAGUUUGGGGAAGGCCCUCUCCUGUUUCAGCAUGACAAUGCCCCCGUGUACAAAGCGAGGUCCAUAAAGAAAUGGUUUGUCGAUCGGUGUGGAAGAACUUGACUGGCCUGCACAGAGCCCUGACCUCAACCAAAUCAAACACAUUUACAUUAAAUUUUAGUCAUUUAGCAGAUGCUCUUAUCCAGAGCAAUUUACAGGAGCAAUUAGGGUUAAGUGCCUUGCUCAAGGGCACAUCGACAGAUUUUCCACCUAGUCGGCUCAGGGAUUAGAACCAGCGACCUUUCGGUUACUGGCACAACGCUCUUAACCACUAAGCUACCUGCCGCCCCACCUUUGGGAUGAAUUGGAAUGCCAACUGCGAGCCAGGCCUAAUCGCCCAACAUCAGUGCCCGACCUCACUAAUGCUCUUGUGGCUGAAUGGAAGCAAGUCCCUGCAGCAACGUUCUAACAUCUAGUGGAAAGCCUUCCCAGAAGAGUGGAGGCUGUUAUAGCAGCAAAGGGGGGACCAACUCCAUAUUAAUGGCCAUGAUUUUGGAAUGAGAUGUUCGACAAGCAGUUGUCCACAUACUUUAGGUCAUGUAGUGUAUUUGGCUGUUUUCGCAGCAUAAUAUUUAGAAAUAGUCCUUUUCGGAGUUAGAAGAAAUGAGUGCUAAAUGCUAACUCCCCAUUCAUAUAAGCUUGUAACAUACUGUAGCUAGCCAUAUACAGUGCAUUCGGAAAGUAUUUAGACCCCUUGACUUUUUACACAUUUCGUUACAGGUUAAUUCUAAAAUUGAUUAAAUUGUUUUUUCCCCCUCAUCAAUCUACACACAAUACCUCAUAAUGACAAAGCAAAAAAGUUUUUUUGAAAUGUUUGCAAAUGUAUUAAAAAUAAGAAACGGAAAUCACAUUUCCAUGAGUAUUCAGACCCUUUACUCAGCACUUUGUUGAAGCACCUUUGGCAGCGAUUACAGCCUUGAGUCUUCUUGGGUAUGAUGCUACAAGCUUGGCACACCUGCAGAUCCUCUCAAGCUCUGUCAGGUUGGAUGGGGAGCGUUGCUGCACAGCUAUUUUCAGGUCUCUCCAGAGAUGUUCGAUCGGGUUCAAGUCCAGGCUCUGGCUAGGCCAAUCAAGGAUAUUCAGAGACUUGUCCCGAAGCCACUCCUGCAUUGUCUUGGCUGUGUGCUUCGGGUCGUUGUCCUGUUGGAAGGCGAACCUUCGCCCCAGUCUGAGAACCUGCUCCAGAGCGCUCAGGAGAAGGAUCUCUCUGUACUUUACUCCGUUCAUCUUUCCCUCGAUCCUGACUAGUCUCCAAGUCCCUGCCGCUGAAUAACAUCCCCACAGCAUGAUGCUGCCCCACCAUGCUUUACCGUAGGGAUGGUGCCAGGUUUCCUCAAGACGUGACGCUUGGCAUUCAGGCCAAAUAGUUCAAUCUUGGUUUCAUCAGACCAGAUAAUCUUGUUUCUCAUGGUCUGAGAGUCCUUUAAGGUGCCUUUUGGCAAACUCCAAGCGGGCUGUCGUGCCUUUUACUGAGGAGUGGCUUCCGUCUUGCCACUACCAUAAAGGCCUGAUCGGUGGAGUGCUGCAGAGAUGGUUGUCCUUCUGGAAGGUUCUCCCAUCUCCACAGAGGAACUCUGGAGCGCUGUCAGAGUGACCAUAGGGUACUUGGCCAGCUCUAGGAAGAGUCUUGGUGGUUCAAAACUUCUUCCAUUUAAGAAUGAUGGAGGCCACUGUGUUCUUGGGGACCUUCAAUGCUGAAGAAAUGUUUUGGUACCCUUCCCCAGAUCUGUGCCUCGACACAAUCCUGUCUCGGAGCUCUACGGACAGUUCCUUCGACCUCAUGGGUUGGUUUUUGCUCUGGCAUGCACUGUCAACUGUGGGACCUUAUAUAGACAGGUGUGUGCCUUUCCAAAUCAUGUCCAAUCAAAUGAAUUUACCACAGGUGGACUCCAAUCAAGUUGUAGAAACAUCUCAAGGAUGAUCAAUGGAAACAGGAUGCACAUGAGCUCAAUUCCGAGUCUCAUAGAAAAGGGUCUGAAUACUUAUGUAAAUACGUAUUUCUGUUUUUGUUUUUAUAAAUAUGUAAAAAAUUCAAAAAACCUGUUCAGUUUGUCAUUAUGGGGUAUUGUGUGUAGAUUGAUGAAGAAAAUGUUUUAAUUUAAUCCAUUUUAGAAUACGGCUGUAACAUAACAAAAUGUGGAAAAAGUAAAGGGGUCAGAAUACUUUCCGAAUGCACUGUAGAAAUCGAUGGUGUUACAUGAAGCCGUUUUUAAGUGUAAUGCAGUUGAUUGGUGACUAUGACAUCCAUACAAGCAUUAUACUCCGAUUAUUACCCCCAAAAGGGUGUGAAAUGCACAUAAAUAUAGGCACAUUUUGAUGGGGGGCAACAUGGAGAUUCUGAAUAUUUCCCGCACGGGGGGGGGGGCGUGAGUGUUGUUGCCAUGGCAUUUCCAUUGUUUUGAUCGAGUCGAUUUGAUCUAUUUACCCCAUCUAUACCUAACGUUCUUGAGCCAGCACUGAGGGUUCUAUUUAAAAGCAGAGAUGUGAGAUGUCCAUUGAGAGGGUUACUAUUACAUAUGGAUAUCCAAGUGUGUACAGUGCCUUGCAAAAGUAUUCAUCCCCCUUGGAGUUUGUCCUAUUUUGUUGCAUUACAACCUGUAAUUUAAAUGGAUUUAUAUUUGGAUUGAAUGUAAUGGACAUACACAAAAUAGUCCAAAUUGGUGAAGUGAAAUGAAAAAAAUAACUUGUUUCAAAUAAUUCUAAAAAAUAAAUAACGGAAAAGUGGUGCGUGCAUAUGUAUACACCCCCUUUGCUAUGAAGCCCCUAAAUAAGAUCUGGUGCAACCAAUUACCUUCAGAAGUCACAUAAUUAGUUAAAUAAAGUCCACCUGUGUGCAAUCUAAGUGUCACAUGAUCUGUCACAUGAUCUCAGUAUAUAUACACCUGUUAUGAAAGGCCCCAGAGUCUGCAACACCACUAAGCAAGGGGCACCAUGAAGACCAAGGAGCUAUCCAAACAGGUCAAGGACAAAGUUGUGGAGAAGUACCGGACAGGGUUGGGUUAUACAAAAAUAUCCAAAACUUUGAACACGGAGCACCAUUAAAUCCAUUAUUAAAAAAUGGAAAGAAUAUGGCACCACAACAAACCUGCCAAGAGAGGGCCACCCACCAAAACUCACAGACCAGGCAAGGAGGGCAUUAAUCAGAGAGGCAACAAAGAGACCAAAGAUAACCCUGAAGGAGCUGCAAAGCUUCACAGCGGAGAUUGGAGUAUCUGUCCAUAUGACCACUUUAAGCCGUACACGCCACAUAGCUGGGCUUUACGGAAGAGAGGCCAGAAAAAAGCCAUUGAUUAAAGAAAAAAAUAAGCAAACACGUUUGGUGUUCGCCAAAAGGCAUGUGGGAGACUCCCCAAACAUAUGGAAGAAGGUACUCUGGUCAGAUGAGACUAAAAGUUAGCUUUUUGGCCAUCAAGGAAAAUGCUAGGUCUGGCGCAAACCCAACACCUCUCAUCACCCCGAGAACACCAUCCCCACAGUGAAGCAUGGUGGUGGCAGCAUCAUGCUGUGGGGAUGUUUUUCAUCGGCAGGGACUAGGAAACUGGUCAGAAUUAAAGGAAUGAUGGAUGGUGCUAAAUACAGGGAAAUUCUUGAGGGAAACCUGUUUCAGUCUUCCAGAGAUUUGAGACUGGGACGGAGGUUCACCUUCCAGCAGGACAAUGACCCUAAGCAUACUGCUAAAGCAACACUUGAGAGGUUUAAGGGGAAACAUUUAAAUGUCUUGGAAUGGCCUAGUCAAAGCCCAGACCUCAAUCCAAUUGAGAAUCUGUGGUAUGACUUAAAGAUUGCUGUACACCAUCGGAACCCAUCCAACUUGAAGGAGCUGGAGCAGUUUUGCCUUGAAGAAUGGGCAAAAAUCCCAGUGGCUUUUGCAUUGAAUAGAUGCUUUAUAUUCUCAAACUAACAGCAGUGCCUAUAUGUACUACUAUGGCUGACCCUGUUAAACAACACAUUUCACUGCACCUAUCCAGUGUUUGACAAUAAACAGCUAACAUCUAUGAUGUUCUUCCAAACAGACGUGACAUGCUGGAGUCAUGCUUCUAUGCAAAUGUUGUUGAUCGGUAGGCUAAUAUAAGGCCCAAAUGGAAGGCAAACCGAUCUGUGGCACCUAGACUCCACUGAUCAGCCAAAAUAAGCUCAGUAACUCAAUGCAUGCGCGCACUGUCAUUUGAAUAUGCAUUUAGCUGUGUUGUGAGUAGGCCUAUGACAUCUUAAUUUACCUAGUUUAUCAAGAGAUUUACCAUUCAAAUACAAUUAUUACCGUUAUGUAGUUAGAUUGGUUAAAACAAAGUCAAAUGUAUUAUUUGAUUUUCAAAAAUAAGCUUUAAUGCAUACAUGGCUGUCUCUGAGAAAUUGUCAUAAACAUUUUCUAAUUUUAAUAAUAUUGAAUUAUCGGCCUAAAAUAUUGGCUCAUUUAAACGCCACACCCCUAGAACAAAUAGUCCCAAAUACAGUGGGGGAAAAAAGUAUUUAGUCAGCCACCAAUUGUGCAAGUUCUCCUACUUAAAAAGAUGAGAGGCCUGUAAUUUUCAUCAUAUGUACACGUCAACUAUGACAGACAAAUUGAGCAUUUUUCUUCCAGAAAAUCACAUUGUAGGAUUUUUUAUGAAUUUAUUUGCAAAUUAUGGUGGAAAAUAAGUAUUUGGUCACCUACAAACAAGCAAGAUUUCUGGCUCUCACAGACCUGUAACUUCUUCUUUAAGAGGCUCCUCUGUCCUCCACUCGUUACCUGUAUUAAUGGCACCUGUUUGAACUUGUUAUCAGUAUAAAAGACACCUGUCCACAACCUCAAACAGUCACACUCCAAACUCCACUAUGGCCAAGACCAAAGAGCUGUCAAAGGACACCAGAAACAAAAUUGUAGACCUGCACCAGGCUGGGAAGACUGAAUCUGCAAUAGGUAAGCAGCUUGGUUUGAAGAAAUCAACUGUGGGAGCAAUUAUUAGGAAAUGGAAGACAUACAAGACCACUGAUAAUCUCCCUCGAUCUGGGGCUCCACGCAAAAUCUCACCCCGUGGGGUCAAAAUGAUCACAAGAACGGUGAGCAAAAAUCCCAGAACCACACGGGGGGACCUAGUGAAUGACCUGCAGAGAGCUGGGACCAAAGUAACAAAGCCUACCAUCAGUAACACACUACGCCGCCAGGGACUCAAAUCCUGCAGUGCGAGAUGUGUCCCCCUGCUUAAGCCAGUACAUGUCCAGGCCCGUCUGAAGUUUGCUAGAGUGCAUUUGGAUGAUCCAGAAGAGGAUUGGGAGAAUGUCAUAUGGUCAGAUGAAACCAAAAUAUAACUUUUUGGUAAAAACUCAACUCGUCGUGUUUGGAGGACAAAGAAUGCUGAGUUGCAUCCAAAGAACACCAUACCUACUGUGAAGCAUGGGGGUGGAAACAUCAUGCUUUGGGGCUGUUUUUCUGCAAAGGGACCAGGACGACUGGUCUGUGUAAAGGAAAGAAUGAAUGGGGCCAUGUAUCGUGAGAUUUUGAGUGAAAACCUCCUUCCAUCAGCAAGGGCAUUGAAGAUGAAACGUGGCUGGGUCUUUCAGCAUGACAAUGAUCCCAAACACACCGCCCGGGCAACGAAGGAGUGGCUUCGUAAGAAGCAUUUCAAGGUCCUGGAGUGGCCUAGCCAGUCUCCAGAUCUCAACCCCAUAGAAAAUCUUUGGAGGGAGUUGAAAGUCUGUGUUGCCCAGCGACAGCCCCAAAACAUCACUGCUCUAGAGGAGAUCUGCAUGGAGGAAUGGGCCAAAAUACCAGCAACAGUGUGUGAAAACCUUGUGAAGACUUACAGAAAACGUUUGACCUGUGUCAUUGCCAACAAAGGGUAUAUAACAAAGUAUUGAGAAACUUUUGUUAUUGACCAAAUACUUAUUUUCCACCAUAAUUUGCAAAUAAAUUCAUUAAAAAUCCUACAAUGUGAUUUUCUGGAUUUUUUUUCUUCUCAUUUUGUCUGUCAUAGUUGACGUGUACCUAUGAUGAAAAUUACAGGCCUCUCUCAUCUUUUUAAGUGGGAGAACUUGCACAAUUGGUGGCUGACUAAAUACUUUUUUUCCCACUGUAGGUGACUAAAACUAUUUGAAUACAGAUCUGAGAAAGCAAUAGUAAAAAAUUAUUUUUGAAUACAGAUCUCAGGAAGUGGAACAGAACACAAUCUCCUAUGGAUCCUGGAUAGCAAGGACCAUUCACUGAGGCAACACUUGGGGCUAGAGGCAGUGCUGUGCCAGCUGUGAAUUUUGUGAUUUGAAGUUUUUCCUUUCAAGUGACAACUACCAGAAUUCAGUGGCUACUGCCCUACAAUCGAUGAAAACACAGAACACAUUUUCAAUGUAUUGGUAUUUGGCUAUGUCGUUGUUUUCCAGCUGGCUAGCAUGAUGCAGCUCAGUUUUCAAAGCGUAGGCAGUUUUUUGCUGGAAUCUGCAGUUUAUCUUCCUUUUACUAGAGCAGCGUUUCCCAAACUCGGUCAUCAGGACCCCAACGGGUGCACGUUUUGUUUUUUGCCCUAACACUACACAGCUGAUUCAAAUUAUCAAAGCUUGAUGAUUAGUUGAUUAUUUGAAUCAGCUGUGUAAUGAUAGGGCAAAAACCAAAAUGUGCACCCCUUGGGAUCCCGUGGACCAAGUUUGGGAAACCCUGCAUUAGUGUAACAGUUUUUCCAUAAAAAAAAAAAAAAAGAAGGUAUUUCUGGUGCUCCUAAUUUUUAUGUGGUGCUUACAUUAAUGUUCUUUCCUAAAAUUUAAGAAAUCAGCUUUGAGUAUAUUUUGUUAGGGCUGAUUUAAGCACAAUCCAUACCCAAAAUGUUUUUCAUUCCAGCUAUAAUAAUAAAAAUAUUGGCAGAUAUAUUGGUUAUCGAUUAACAUUUCCACUCUAAAAUCGGUAUUGGAUCCAAAAAUCCCAUAUCGGUCGAGCUCUACAAACUAACAUGAUUUUCUACCCACCUUGGCUGUAGUUGAUUCAAGCCGGCAGUUUUGGGAUAUUGAGUGAACUUCCAACAUUUUAAUAACCAUAUUUUGUUACUGUUAGCAUUCUCAGUAGCACUUAACAUUAAAUUGUUAUUGUGCCUGUGUAAUACAACUGUAAUUACUUUUGGAGCAACAUUUUAUUAGCAUGUUUUUACAUAAUACUUUGGUAAUUGCAUUUUAAUUGCCCAAUGAGCUGAGUUUUUUAAAACUCCUGUACAUGAGGAAUAGUCACUGUUCCUUAUUCCACUUAUGUAAUAACUCCAUUAUUAUGCAAUUAUAAAGCAAUUUACAGUCAUAUGUAACAAUGUUGCUAUUGUAAUAGUUACUACACGUGUAAGAACUUGAUGUAAAGUAUUACUGUAUUACCUCACCACUCAUUAUGAAAAUAUAUUUGUUAGUAAUUCUGAAGCUGCAAAAGUGGUGUACUCUAAUGUUGACGUGAUUCCAUGUCCCUCAUGUAUUUUAAUUAUAGGCUAUAUUAAUGAUAAUGUAUUUAGACUAAUUCAACUAACUGUUGUAGCAUUUGGUUCUUCAUCAAAUAUUUGUCAGCCAUCCAUUUGUUAUUUUAACUGUCAUAUUUAAAUACCUUCAAAUAUUAUUUGGUUUUCUGAGACCUGUAUUUGAACAUCAAAUAAAAUAGUUGCCUUUUAGUUAAAACUCUGUAAAAACUAUAUCCGACUACCUUGAGUAUUUGAAAAGUUGGUAUUUUCAAGUAAACUACAAAAAAACAACUAUUUUCUGCCCAGGUCUGGCUGUGACUGAAUAUGAACCCCAGACAGAGACAGGUGGUUGGAUGUUGGCAACAUGCUCUGUGUUAUCAAAACAAGCCUCUGUCACUACUGACAUCUGUCUCUCCUUUUUGUUGUUUGUAUUUUGUAUUUUUUUGCAGCUGCACAAUACAGCAAUCGUGAGUGACCCACUUUUCCUUCUCUCCCUGCUCACGUGAUGGAGAUGUUUGGGGAAAUGAAUUUAGAUUAGAUUAGAGUGGAUGGGAUGGGAGGCAUGUGGUGGUAAAGUGGCUGGUCUGUGUUUGAGAGGCUUAAAAUCUUACAACAAAAAUAAAAUAAAUGAAUCCCCCCCUCACGGAGCUCAGCUGAUAGACUGGCCUGUGUUGACUGAGCCUAGAGUACAGUUUAUGGUCACUGUCAUGGAAGUGUUACUUCACAGGAACAUAAUGAGCCCUACUGUCCCAUUCCAAGAAUUCCUGUUCUGACGUUUUUUGUUUUGGUCCAGUGAUAUAAUGAAGGGUUAGUGCAACCAUCUAAUGAUUCCCCAUCACGAGUGGUGGCGCGGUUGUGGAAGGCAUUAGUUCCCAUCCUGAGCCGCUGGCACACGGCUAAUCUAAUGUUGUGAGAACAAACUAAGUGGUCGCAUGACUCUUCCUAGACCAGUUUAGACCCGAGUGGAACUCUGGUUUGGUAAUAUAACAUAUACCCACCUUGCAAGUUAUUUGCCGACCUGUGCCUCUGCAUGUUUGGUGACACUAUUCCCAUGUCCAAAUGUAUCUCAGUAAUCGGAAGACUGUUCUGAUUAAGAGGUCGUCGUUUGCAUUGCCGAGCAGUGCCCAAGAAAAUAAGUAAAUCAAAUUUGUUAGAUGCUACUACCACCACCUUCAAAACAAAACCAAACAUGUCGAUGUUUUCUCACUUUGCGCACACCUGUUGUUUCACACCUGUUUGUCCUAGCUAACCAGCCUCGCAAUAUGGGCAUCGUGCUGCCGCAGACAAGCAGUAGACUGGACGUGUGAGCGCAAACAUUGACAUCCAUGUUUUGAUUUAGCAUCUUAACAAUUAUAUUAAAUGAUUUAUUGGGCACUGCUCACCGACGCAAACGAGGACCUCUUAAUCAGAACGGUCUACCGAUUUACGGACAGACACUCUAAACAUGGUACAGUCAUUUGCCACGUCCUUAACAUGAACGCUUCUCCAAUGUAAUGCUCUAAGACGGAACGUUACUGUUAAAAUAACUGUAUUUACUUGUAUUAACAGUAUACGUGACGGCGAGCUCUGUAGGGUUAGCUGCUUCCCUGAUUUCAUCACCCUAUAGCACUUAAGAAGCCCUUUAUUUCAGUAGAUUUAUGAGCUCAUUAUUAAUGAGCUCAUACAACAACGUAAUUUACAUUUGACUGCUAGUAUCCUAUUAAGCAUUUCAGUGUAAGAUAACUGUCAUCAGUCCAUUGUAUGGUAUAGAAUGCAUCUUCUGAUGUGCUUCCUCUGCUGUUGCAGGCGGUGAACUGCAAAGUGCAGCACAGUAUUUCCUACACUCUGUCCAGGAACCAGACAGUAGUGGUAGAAUACUGCCAUGACAAAGACACAGACAUGUUUCAGGUAAGUCCACCCGUUUCAACAUCCCAGAUGCUCUGUUGGUUUAAGCUUAGCAGAUGACCCUGCCAUAUGUAUUUUAUUAUUAGUCUGUCCUAAAAAUCAGUCUAAUUUUCUUGAACACUCACCAUGAGUUUACAAGGCAAUCUGCUUAGUAUUAGACAUUUGAUAUUGCAUUUCAACAAUCAACUGCGGUCUGUCUUAUUGAAUUUUUAAUGAAGUGUCAAUCUGCCUCGUAUGGAUUUGUUUGCUACAUGGCAGUGUAGCAUUCGGUCUCUGUGCCAGUCUCUCUUAGUCCCUCCCCACUCUCCUUCCCUCAAGUGAAGACAUGUUCUGUUAUCCCCCUAGCAUUAAUCUAAAUCUACAGCACAGACAGCUCUACUCCAACCAGAGGAAAACAGACUGCUCCAGACACCACCUUCACAUUCAACCCUUUGUGUCCAUGUGUCUGCAAACGGCACUAAGUAAACGGAAAGCCAUAACCAGCUAAGAGCUAAUAAAAACUAACUCAAGGCCAAAUGCUGAAACAAAAUGAUUAUGAAAAUGAGAUGGAAAAGCAUUGACUUUUCUGUGUGAAGCAGAAAUGUAUAUCAUUAUUUAAUCAUUAUCUUAUUGUAUUACAAUUCACACAUUCUAUUGGUUUGUGACCUUGAUUGAUAAAAUAACAAAUGGGUGUAUUUAUACUUUGACAGCGUCCUUAUCUAGCCGAUGGAGGCCUCUUUUUUUAAAAAUUGAUACAGUAACAGUUACUGUUCAUUCCUGUCUUUGGACCCUUCAUUGAGAUUCUCUCAUACCAUUAUUUUAUGGUUGUGGGAAUGUGCAAUCAUUGGUGGUGGGAGCAUCUAAGUCAACUGUUUUAUUGACUAUUUAUGAAGGAAAUUGCCCAUGAAUGCGGGCAUUGACCUUAGAGAACGACCCGAGCCGAUACAUCGGCCGAUAUUGGCCUAUCGGCCCUUCUCUAUCGGCUUUGCAGAAAGUCCCUCUACAUAGCAAAGCUGUUGCUAUGCCAGCUGGAUCUCACCGCCUGAGCCACGAGCACUGCACAAUGCCGAGGAAUGUCUAGCUGGGAAAAUCAGCAGCAGCAAGCUAGCUCAUUCUCCUACCGAAAGGUGCAGUAUUGAGAAAUUGAAUUAAUUGACACAGUGACAAAUCUAACACUUAAAUAUUUGUUUAGUUAAUUGACUAAUAAUAAGCAGAGCUGCCAACUCUCACGCGUUGGCCUUGAGACACACGCAUUUGACCCUCUUCUCACGCUCACACGUCACACCUUAUAUCUCACGCAUUGAAAAGUACUGCUUUUAUUUUUCUAAUUAGUCCAGUGCAUUAACUUUUCAACUGUGCUCCAAAUCGUUUUGAAAUCGGAGCAUCUACGCCUGCAAUUUAACAUCACGGAACUUCUAUCAUUGUCCUGUCCUGCCACAACACUGUGAACCACAACAAAUUGAAGCAUAUGAUUGAUAGUUAUGUAAGGGAUCAAGGGGAUUGGAUGCGCGUUUUAAAGAAACGCCCCUCAAGAUAAGAGUGGAGCUGAAUAGAGAGAAUGUUCUCCGCUGAGUUUAUAAAACUGUAAAAACAGCAGCAGGGCAGUGGUUUUAUUUACAAUGUUGUCAACAAAAUUAGGUUGCACUCCCGUCCCAAUUGCACAAUGCAGCCUUUUGAACGCAUGUACUAAAGUCGAUUUAAUCCACACUUGCAUUAGUCCCAUCGUUUGGUGAUUGGCGUUUAGGCUGUGACAACGAAAAGGCAGCAGACAGAUUUACAGUAUGUUUUAGCAGGGAAGUUUUGGUAGGGUGACCUGAUGUGAAACUAUGAAAAAUAAUUUUGUCAAACAGAUAGUGAACCCAAAAGUGUAAGUUUGAUUCUAGAGCUGGGACAACAAAUAUCCAAAUAAUUUGGUUAGGGUGUAGGGGCAGAUUUGUCAUCUUGUCUUCAGAUUUUAUUAUCUAUUUACUUGAUUUAGUCUGAUCAGUGGAACAAUUCUCAUUCUUAACAAGCGUUAAAUAUCAAAUAAAAUAAAAUUGUAUUGGUCACAUGCGCCGAAUACAACAGAUGCAGAAAUUACAGUGAAAUGCUUACUUACAGCCCUUAACCAACAGUGCAUUUAUUUUUAACAAAAAAAGUAAAAAUAAAACAACAAAAAAAGUGUUGAGAAAAAAAGAGCAGAAGUAAAAUAAAAUAACAGUAGGGAGGCUAUAUAUACAGGGGGGUACCGGUGCAGAGUCAAUGUGCGGGGGCACCGGCUAGUUGAGAUAGUUGAAGUAAUAUGUACAUGUGGGGUAAUUAGUGUGCUUGUCAGCAAGAACACUGUUAUUCCCCACAAUUAUUUUAUUAUUCCACUUUUCAAUGUUGCCAUUGUAAUCACAUAUUUGAAAUCUGAUAUGCCUACUUGUCUUUGAAAAUUAUUUAGAGGCUAUGUACUUUUGCAGACUUUCAUGGACAGUUAAAAAAAAAAAAAAUCAUACAAAUAAGCAUUGGAUAUUAAAUGCUCCAGGCCUCAAAUAUAAUUUGACAUUUUAGUAUUGUGCACAUGCUAGGCAGAGAUGGUAGGAGGACUCACAACUCAAACACAUCAUAUUUUAUCUAUGUAGAGCAAGAUGAUGGCAAGGAUCUUCAACUAGUAGGCACAAACCACAUGAAUAUUGAUAUUCAUUCUAUUUUUCUUGAAGGACAUGCAUGCAAUAAGCAAGCUAACUAAGCAGAUCGCUAUGUGACCUGUUAGCAAAUAUUACGAUAACUAUCCCAAUCACCGAAAAUUACUAAAAAUACUAGUUUCAUAAGCAUCCGUGAUCACAAAUCACGACAUUACGUUGGACCCAUUUACAUUGAAUAUAUAUUUUAUAUUCUCAAACUAACAGCAGUGCCUAUAUGAUGUUCUUCCAUACAGGCGUGACAUGCUGGAGUGAUGCUUCUAUGCAAAUGUUGUUUAUCAGUAGGCUAAUAUAAGUCCCAAAUGGAAGGCAAACAGAUUGUUUGUCAUCUGUAGCACCAUAGACUCCACUGAUCAGCCAAAACAAGCUCGAUAACUCAAUGCAUGCACACACUCCUAUUGAAUAUGCAUUCACCUCUAUUAUGAGUAGGCCUAUGCCAUCUCAAUUUACCCAGUUUAUCAAGAGAUUUACCAUUUAAAAUACAAUUAUUACCAUUAUGUUAUGUAGUUAGAUUGGUUAAAAAAAAGUCAUGUAUUGUUUUGAUUUAAAAAUGGAUGCAUUAAUGCAUACAUGGCUGUCUCUGGAAAAGUGUCAUCAACAUUUUCAAAUGUAAUGAUAUUGAAUAUCUGCCUAAAAUAUCAGCCAUCGGCCUCCUUGACCCUCAAAAAUCUGCAUCGGCCCUAAAAAAUCCACAUCUAUCAUUCUCUAAUUGACCUAAGAACAAACACUUUCUAAAGCACUUUGUUCAGAGUGGAAUGGUGCGUGUGUCUGUUCUAACCAGUGCGGGUUUUGUUGUCCUGCAGAUUGGCCGCUCCACAGAAAGCCCCAUAGACUUUGUGGUGACGGACACUGUGUCUGGGUGUCAGGAGGGAGAGGAGACGCCCAUCACUCAGAGCACCAUCUCUCGUUUUGCCUGCCGUGUCGUCUGUGAGCGGGUCCUGCCCUACACCGCCCGCAUCUACGCUGCUGGCUUUGACUCCUCCAAGAACAUCUUCCUGGGGGUAAGACUGGGCUCAGAGGGCACUCUCCCAGGGAUAGGAAUGUCUACGGGGUUGACUGGUAUUCAGAUACAAAUGUUUCUUAUGUAAAACAACACAUUUCACUGCACCUAUCCAGUGUGUGACAAAAUUGUUAUUGUUUUAUUUUAUGUUUUUGCUACAGUAUCGAUUUUAUGACAAUAAUGAAUGAUAGAACACUUCUAGCAUGUUUUUACUUUCUCCUCUUGUUUCCUGCUAAGAUUCUAAGCCUGGUUCGCAUAUGCAUGCCUAGCAUUCCAAGCAGAAUAAACUAGAUUAGCACACAAUGUAUACUAGCACUAGUGUUAUGUAAGCCUACUACAGUGUGUUAGUGUGUGACUUUCCCCCCGUCUCACCCUCAGGAAAAAGCUGCCAAGUGGAAGAACCCGGAUGGUCACAUGGACGGGCUUACAACCAAUGGCGUGCUGGUGAUGCACCCCAGGGGUGGGUUCACGGAGGAGUCCAAGCCGGGUGUAUGGAGGGAGAUCUCUGUGUGUGGGGAUGUUUACACCCUUAGAGAGACCCGUUCUGCUCAGACCCGCGGUAAACUGGUCAGUAGCACUAAUAAUGCUCCACCAUUACCCUCACCAAAUCUGUUCUAAUGCAAUUCCACAAAAUAAACAUGCGCAGCAACAGAUUACAAAAAAAUUCAAUAGCACAUUAUCCAAACAGGUUGUCUCAUGGAAGCCUUUAGUCUAGCGUAUUUACUUCAUAAAUUCAAAGCAGAUACAUAAUUGCCACUGCUGGACUGCACACGCAACCCGAAUGCAGUUAAUAAACCCUACUGUAGGCUAUAGCCUAUAAAAUAACGUGUGCCUCUUUGAGUUGUCAUUGUGAUUCUUCAGAUAGUCACAUUUUGUAGGCCUAUGCACAAUUCACUACAUAGGCAUCUCUAUCACACACGAGAGGCAUGAGGGAAAAUGUUUAUUCUGUCCUAGAGCUUAGGCUAUUUUGCUAUCCAGUUCCAAUCCCACUGAAACCCAAAAUCCUGACUCUUGUGUCGCAUGACAAUUCCUAACUUUAUUCUGUGAUUCAUAGGUUGCAUCAUCAAAGCACGUCUCUCGCCUAUGCAUGUCAAAAUACCACUAUAACAUCUCCCCCGCUAUUCUGCGUUGUCUCGUACUUGCUGCCCAUAUGAGAGCUUCGGUAGAGAAUGUGUGAACAAUGGAUAUAUUUUAAAUAUGGUCCCCGUUAAGAUAACUUAAUAUUUAACUAUUUACACUCUUCAUCUCCCCGUUAUUCCUGAGCUGAUCUGCUAUCGGUAUAAUCAACUCGAUUUUGACAAAUAUAGGAGAUAUUCUGUCAUUUGUUGAAGGAUGUUAUCUAGCAAGUUUAGCAACUUUGGUCAUUUUACUUUUGUUUGACUGCCAUUACAAAGUUUGUAUGAUUCGACAAAGCUAUACUCCGGGUGUGCUCUGUGCCCCCUGAGAGUGCUCUGUGUGGCGAUAUAACCUACUGCUGAAAUGCGCUGAAUUAAUUGAAGAACAUAAUGCUCGGAAAUAUGAACUGCCUGUUUCGCAAUUCACAACAAUGUCAUUGGCGAUCAAAGAUAGUUACUCUCUUACUAAAUAUCAGUUUCAUUUGCUCUGAAAUCUUUACAUAGUGGUGCAGCCAAGCCGACAACGUGGCGAGCGCCCCUCUUAUUUAGGGAGAACCCUGCAUUGUGACCAUAUCUUGGUUUUAAAUGCUUUAUUAUUUUUGCAGUAUUUCUCGGGAUAAAUAUGAAUUAUUCCCGCUAUUGAAACUUGGUAGAUUUUUGGGAAAAUAUUAAUCCCUAGUGUUGAGCCCAGUCUCUCCCCUUGUAACUGAAUACACUGAGUGUACAAAACAUUAGGAACACCUUCCUAAUAUUGUUGCACCCCUUUUGCCUUCAGAAAAGCCUCAAUUCGUCAGGGCAUGGACUCUACAAGGUGUCGAAAGCGUUCCACAGAGAUGCUGGCCCAUGUUGACUCCAAUGCUUCCCACAGUUAUCAAGUUUGCUGAAUGUCCUUUGGGUGGUAGGACCAUUCUUGAUACACACAGGAAACUGUUGAGCGUGAAAAACCCAGCAGCGUUGCAGUUCUUGACACACUCAAACCGGUGUGCCUGGAACCUAUUACCAUACCCCAUUCAAAGGCACUUAAAUAUUUUCUUGCCCAUUCACCCUCUUAAUGGCAUACAUACACAAUCCAUGUCUCAAGGCUUAAAAAUCCUUCUAUAGCCUGUCUCCUCCCCUUCAUCUACACUGAUUUGAAGUGGAUUUAACAGGUGACAUCAAGAAGGGGUCAUAGUUUUCACCUGGUCAGUCCGUCAUGAAAAGAGCAAGCGUUCUUAAUGUCUUGUACACUCAGUUUAGAGCUGUGUGUGUGCUGUGUUGCCCCCUGCAGGUGGAGUGUGAGAGCAACGUGCUGCAGGACGGAUCCUUGGUAGACCUGUGUGGAGCCACCCUGCUGUGGCGCACGGCCGACGGCCUCUUUCACACGCCUACCCAGAAGCACCUGGAGGCCCUGCGGCAGGAAAUCAACGCAGCACGGCCCCAGUGCCCUGUGGGCCUCAACACCCUGGCCUUCCCCAGUAUGCAGCGCAGCCGUGCCCUCUCCUCCCUGGAGGACAAGCAGCCCUGGGUCUACCUGGCCUGUGGCCACGUGCACGGCUACCACAACUGGGGCCAUCGCUCGGAGCAGGAGCCCAAUGCCCAGCGGGAGUGCCCCAUGUGCCGGACCGUUGGCCCCUACGUGCCGCUUUGGCUGGGCUGCGAGCCCGCCUUCUACGUGGACGUGGGCGCCCCCACACACGCCUUUGUGCCGUGCGGACACGUGUGCUCGGAGAAGUCGGCGAAGUACUGGGCCGAGAUCCCUCUGCCCCAUGGCACCCACGCCUUCCACGCCGCAUGCCCAUUCUGUGCCACCCAGCUCAGCCUUGCUCAGGGCUAUGCCAAGCUCAUCUUCCAGGGCCCCAUCGAC
Coregonus sp. 'balchen' is the source of this 17803-nucleotide messenger RNA. Lineage: Eukaryota; Metazoa; Chordata; Actinopteri; Salmoniformes; Salmonidae. The record is from the annotation of a GenBank genome assembly.